Molecule: messenger RNA, 2040 nt
Organism: Telopea speciosissima
Lineage: Eukaryota; Viridiplantae; Streptophyta; Magnoliopsida; Proteales; Proteaceae
Exons: 1
Coding region: 108-1802 (564 amino acids)
Cellular component (GO): Golgi apparatus
Source: RefSeq, a predicted model, not a curated record
UUUUGAUUAGAACUGUAGUUUAAUAUCUUUGUUGGAAGCUUCAGAUCUUCGAUUGCUGCAGUUCCUCUGAAUCUUUUUUGAUUCUUCAAGUUUUUCAGCUCGAGACAAUGUUGAAUCGCUCGUUACUUUCGAGAUCCGGAAGUUUCCGGCCGGAAAAAUUAGGUCAAGAAGCUCUUGCUCUGAUCGGUAACCUCUGUUUCACUAUCUUUGUACUUGUAGUUUUAAUCUUCACUCUCAUUGCUGCAACCUACCAACCUGAAGACCCUCUGUUCCAUCAAUCUACCAAAAUCACAAACUUCCUCACCUCAACUUCAAAUGCUACCUUCAAUUCCGAUGACACCGUCGUCAAGACUGGUGAGGACUUCGUAGCUUCUAACCAAACUGUAUUCGAUACUUUCAUUAACAUCACCGAUGUUCCUGCUGUCACCGUUGAAGAACUCCCUAUUUGUCAGGGAGAUGUCGAUAAACCCAUUGACUGUACAGAUAGGGAUGUCUUUAAUUUGUUGAUGAAAACAGCUAUAGAGCAUUUUAAGGAUAUUCACUUCUACCGGUUUGGGAAACCUGUGCGUGGAUCAAAUGGAAGCACCUGUGAUAUGGCUUGGAGGUUUAGGCCCAACAAAGGAAAAAUCGCAGCGUUCUAUAAAGACUACCGUAGGUUCUUGAUUUCUAAGUCUGGGAACUGCAAUUAUACUGUGCUUGGGAUUGGGGACUACCACUCCGGUAUGAAUGCAAGGAAAAGGAAGAAGAACCAGAAACCCGGGUUUGAGAAGUUACCAAAAGGCCAAAAACUUGCAGAGGAUCCUGCUGCUCUGCCUCUGGUUGGAGAAGUUGUUAAUGAUACUCUUCCUGUUGUUGAAUCUGAGAGUUCGUUUAGUCAUGGCAAGUACUUGAUUUACUCUGGUGGUGGAGACAGAUGCAAGAGCAUGAACCAUUACCUCUGGAGCUUCUUAUGUGCUUUGGGUGAAGCUCAGUAUUUGAAUCGCACAUUGGUUAUGGAUUUGACGAUCUGUUUAAAUUCGAUGCACACUUCAUCUCACCAGGAUGAGGAGGGGAAGGAUUUCAGGUUUUACUUUGAUUUUGAGCAUUUGAAGGAGUCGGCAUCUGUACUGGACCAGGGCCAGUUCUGGUCAGAUUGGGAGAAAUGGCAGAUUAAAGAUCGUUUGCCACUGUUCCUUGUCGAUGAUUUUAAGGUAACACCGAUGAACCUUGCCCAGGUAAGGGAUACUCUGAUAAUGAGGAAAUUUGGAUCCGUAGAGCCAGAUAAUUAUUGGUAUAGAGUGUGCGAAGGAGAGACUGAAUCUGUCAUCCAACGACCAUGGCAUCUCAUCUGGAAAUCUAGACGCUUGCUGGACAUAGUAUCUGGCAUAGCCUCAAGGUUGAAUUGGGAUUUUGACUCUGUCCAUGUUGUGAGAGGUGAGAAGGCAAAGAAUAAGGAACUCUGGCCUAAUCUAGGAACUGAUACUUCACCUGAAGCACUUGUUUCAUCUCUACAGGACAAGAUUGAAGCUGGGAGGAAUGUGUAUAUUGCCACCAAUGAACCUGAUACUUCUUUCUUCAACCCUCUGAAGGACAAGUAUUCUACUCAUUUCCUUGAUGAAUAUAAGGAUCUCUGGGAUGAGAACAGUGAGUGGUAUGCGGAGACCACAAAACUUAACAAUGGAGUUCCAGUAGAAUGUGAUGGUUACAUGAGAGCAUCAGUUGAUACUGAGGUUUUCUUGAGGGGCAAAAAGCAGAUCGAAACUUUCAACGAUCUUACAAGUGACUGCAAAGAUGGGAUCAAUACCUGCCGUGCAUCUACAUGAUCAAUAUGCAUGCUGCAUAAAAGCUUAAACUGAUAUUUUGAAGUUCUCACUUGAUUCAUUUGGUGUAUCCGCAUGUAACGUACCAACAAGUGGUGUUGCUGUUCGUGAAAAGCUGAGGUCAUUCUUAUUAAUCGUGUACUCUGUAGGAAAGAAUUAUCUGUGUUUCAUGACUUAAGAUUGAGAAUUCUGUUUAGGUUUGAUUACUUAGUGAAAUGUUGUACUCAUGUUUUUUUUUUAA